This is a messenger RNA of Danio rerio (zebrafish), 971 nucleotides long. It is a transcript of the gene nme5, whose product is annotated as NME/NM23 family member 5. Lineage: Eukaryota; Metazoa; Chordata; Actinopteri; Cypriniformes; Danionidae. Gene Ontology annotation, biological process: GTP biosynthetic process; spermatid differentiation; CTP biosynthetic process. Gene Ontology annotation, molecular function: nucleoside diphosphate kinase activity. The record is from RefSeq and is marked validated. Gene Ontology annotation, cellular component: cilium.
AGACUGGCAGAAGAAGCGACAUGAUGGAGACUCCUGUGUGUGUUAUUGCUAAGUAAAACUGUUAAUUGUGCUUCCAAUGUGGGUGAUUUCAUUUUUUUCACCUAAUGGUUUGCAGCACAUUAACUUGGCAAUUAACGGAAGAUUAAACUACCUUUUAAGAGUUGGAAAAGCGUGUAAAUUGACUGAUGAAAGAAACGUUAAUGGAGAACGACGAUCCCCAGAAACUGAUGCCCGAGCCUCGCAUCUUUGUGGAGAGAACUUUGGCUUUAAUCAAACCUGAUGCUAUCCACAAAACCGACGAAAUUGAGGAUAUUAUUCUUCAAUCUGGUUUUACGAUUUUGCAGAAAAGACGGCUUCAGCUGAGUCCAGAGCAAUGCAGUGAUUUCUACGCUGAGCAUUAUGGGAAGCUGCAUUUCCCCCAUCUGACUGCCUUCAUGAGCUCAGGGCCGGUGGUGGCUCUAGCGCUGGCCCGAGACCAGGCCAUUGCCACCUGGAAAGCCAUAAUGGGACCAGUCAGCAGCAUAAAGGCCAGAGAGACGCAUCCUGACUGUCUGAGAGCGAGGUUUGGCACGUGUGACCUGAGGAAUGCUGUCCACGGCAGUGAAACCUUCUCUGCGGCUGAGAGGGAGAUCAGGUUCAUGUUUCCCCAUUCUGUGAUUGAACCCAUUCCUAUGGGAGAAGCUGCCAAAGAUUACCUAAGUCGGUUCAUCAACCCAACACUUCUCGUUGGACUGACAGAGCUGUGCAAGAUAAAGCCAGAGGACCCCUAUACAUGGCUUGCUGACUGGCUGAUGAACAAUAACCCUAACAAGCCCAAAGUAUUGGAUGGAGCAGCAGUAGAGGAGGCAGCCUGAUUUCCUUAUUUUAAGCAUUUGACCUAGAAUGUGUUCAUAUUUUAAAUUAUUUUGGUAUUUUCCCCCUCAUACUGUUUGAAAAUGCCUUGUUUAAAACAUUAAAGAGUUGUUUCUAAA